Molecule: messenger RNA, 1992 nt
Organism: Dromiciops gliroides (monito del monte)
Lineage: Eukaryota; Metazoa; Chordata; Mammalia; Microbiotheria; Microbiotheriidae
Gene: DAPP1
Product: dual adaptor of phosphotyrosine and 3-phosphoinositides 1
Exons: 9
Coding region: 124-966 (280 amino acids)
Source: RefSeq, a predicted model, not a curated record
CCCGCCCGCCUGCCCGCCCGGGCUGCUUUUCUGCUGGUACCGAGUGAGCAGCAGGGAGAGAGAGAUCGUGUCUUGCUCACCCCCUUUAUCUCCAACCCACUUAGUCGUGGAGAGGCAGCUCGAAUGGGCAGAGUCGAAGCUCGAGAAAGAAAGAUGAGCCACCUGGACUCCUCCGUGGGAGAAGCUGAGCACCUCCGGGACUUGGGGUGGUACCAUGGUAAUCUCACUCGCCACGCAGCAGAAGCCCUUCUUCUCUCAAAUGGAAGUGACGGAAGUUACCUCUUAAGAAACAGCACUGGGAAGACCAGUCUAUAUGCUCUUUCAGUGAAAGCCAAAGAAUCUGUCAAACACUUUCCUGUGGAAUACACAGGCUAUUCAUUCAAGUUUGGCUUUAAUGAGUUCUCAAGUUUGAAGGAGUUUGUCAAACAUUUUGCAAACCAGCCCUUGAUUGGGAGUGAAACAGGCACCUUGAUUGUUCUGAAGCAUCCUUAUCCGUGCCAAGUGGAAGAGCCGUCCAUCUACGAAUCGGUCAGGGUUCACACAGCAAUGCAGACAGGAAGGACAGAGAAUGACCUGGUACCCACAGCUCCUUCACUGGGCACCAAAGAAGGAUACUUGACAAAACAAGGAGGACUAGUGAAGACUUGGAAAACCAGGUGGUUCACUUUGCACAGGAAUGAACUGAAAUACUUCAAAGACCAAAUGACACCAGAGCCUAUUCGGACACUAGAUCUAACAGAAUGCUCUGCUGUGCAGUUUGAUUACACACAGGAAAAAGUCAACUGUUUCUGCUUAGUAUUUCCAUACAGGACUUUUUAUUUAUGUGCAAAAACAGGAGUAGAAGCAGAUGAGUGGAUUAAGAUACUGCGAUGGAAAAUGUCACAAAUAAGGAAGCAGCUGGGACAGGACGGUGGCACCACGAGGUCUCAAUCCUUCUUUUAUAAACAGCCCCUUUCUGGAAAGUGAAGCCCGUUCUUCCCCAGAGGCAGACUGUUGUUCUACCAUGUUGCGAAUGCUGGUGGACUUACAAAGGAAAGCUAAUUCCAAGGACAAAGAGAAUGGAUGCGCGGUUGGGUUUUUUGAGAAAAUGGCCCAUUGGCUGAGGUACGGAAACGGCUGCCCUGUCCAGAUACUGCUAUCUCCUGGGGCUGGCUCACCCGGUCAUCGUUUUGGUGGAAAUGUGCACUUGAUAAUAUAAAUAGUUCACUUUUAUACAGCGCUUAAAGUUUUGCAAAGCGCUUAACACAUUCUCUUGUUUCAUCCUUGCAACACCCUGUGAAGUAGGUGCUACUAAAUCUCCCCGUUUUUCAGACGAGAAAACUAAGACUGAGAAAGAUUCAUACAGUUAAUUGUCCAAGGCAGAAUUUGAACCCAGGACUUCUGGACUAUACCCUAUAUGCUACAUAAUGUUGCCUUAAAACCUUGGAUACCAAUGGUGAUUUUAUUGUUACCACAAAAACUUCUCAAGAGUCAAAUGUUCUUCUCUUUCUCGUUGUAAUUCCCAAACUUGGAAGAAUUACAGUCAACGUGUUCUGCAGGCAGCUCAUCUACUCUAUUAUCUGGGAAUGUGACACUCUGGGGAACAUAGCUCUUUUCCUUUCAAUGUUGUUGUUGUUGUUCAGUUGUGUCCAACUCUUCGUGCCCCCAUUUGGGGUUUUCUUGGCAAAGGUACUGGAGUGGUUUGCCAUUUCCUUUCAGUACAAUAAACAUUUAUCAAGUACCUCCUGUGUUCUCAGAACUGUCAUGGGAAUUAAAACUAUUAGGUAAAAAAAAAUAGUAUGAUGAUGAAAAAAAAUUUUUUUUAAAAAAUUAAAACCUGAAAGAUAUCAUAAGUUCAUGUAGCUUUGAGGUCUACAGGCAUUGGUCUUUGGUAAGUAUGGUAAAACAAAAUAAAGCAAAAGCAGCAGUUUUUAUGCUUUUCUAUGGGUUGUUGUAUACAUAAUGGUAAAGUAUAAGGUGUCAGAAAUCAACAAAUUAAAUAGCAUGUUGCUG